AUGUGGCGUUGGACCAAGACCUGGAUUCGCCCCCUUUGGGAGGCUGGGAUGCCCCUCGCGCCCCUCUCAAGCUCCUCUCUGACUCUGCCUAUGUAUAGUAGCAGUAGUCCAAGCCCUGCUAUUCCCCCAGCAGAAGGGUUCCCAGAUCCCUUCUCCAUAAAAGCAGAGGAAUGGGUCUAUGGGACCACCUUCUCUACUCUUCUCCCCUCACCCUCCUUUGUCCUUUCUCCAACCAGGCCAGUGCCACUCUCCUACAAGCUGCUGGAAGGUCAGAACACCCAACCACCCCUCAUCUUCCUACAUGGGCUCUUUGGCAGCAAAAUCAUCUUCGAAUAUGAGGCCAAAGCCCUAGCAAAACGGACGGGCAGGAAGGUACUGACAGUGGAUGCCCAGAACCACAGGGAGAGCCCAUCAAGUCCUGACUGCAGCUAUGAAGCCAUGAGCACAGACCUGGAGGCCCUCCUAUUAAAACUAGGACUCGCGCCUUGUGUCCUCAUUGGGCACUGCAUGGGCGGCAAGACAGCCAUGGUCUUGGCACUACAGAAGCCUGAGUUAGUGGAACGCCUAAUUCCUGUGGAUGUCAGCCCAACAGUGACCACAGCCUUCCCAGAAGUCUGGACCUACAUGAAAGCCAUGAAGUCACUAAACAUUCCCAAAGAAUUGAAUUUCUCUGAGGCCCAAAAAUUAGCCCAUGAGAAGCUUAGCCAAAGCAUCAAGAAUCCAGUUAAUCGACAAUAUAUGAUCAACAAUCUGAUGCUGGUCAAUGGGCAAUACAUAUGGAAGGUCAAUAGCGAAGCCUUGAGCCAACAGAUGGACAAGAUCAUGGACUUCCCCCAGAUCCAAGGAUCCUACUCUGGCCCCACACUCUUCCUCAGAGGCGCCAAGUCAUCCUACAUUCAGCCUAGCCACCUCCCUGAGAUCAAACGUCUUUUCCCUCAAGCUCAGAUUCUGACUAUCCCAAAGGCUGGCCACUGUAUUCAUGCUUACCAACCCCAAGACUUCCUGACCCAUAUUCAAAAUUUCCUGUCCUAG
Molecule: messenger RNA, 1032 nt
Organism: Gracilinanus agilis (Agile Gracile Mouse Opossum)
Lineage: Eukaryota; Metazoa; Chordata; Mammalia; Didelphimorphia; Didelphidae
Gene: ABHD11
Product: abhydrolase domain containing 11
Exons: 7
Coding region: 1-1032 (343 amino acids)
Cellular component (GO): mitochondrion
Source: RefSeq, a predicted model, not a curated record